Trypanosoma theileri is the source of this 1641-nucleotide messenger RNA. RefSeq lists its product as uncharacterized. NCBI's taxonomy places the organism in Eukaryota, Euglenozoa, Kinetoplastea, Trypanosomatida, Trypanosomatidae. The record is from RefSeq and is a predicted model, not a curated record. The transcript has a single exon. The coding region runs from base 1 to 1641 and encodes 546 amino acids.
AUGGAGACUGCCUCUGUUGUUGCUGCUCCAGCAAGACUCUCACGAGCCCCACCAGUAGCAUUAGCCACAUUAGAAAAAAGUGGAUACGGUGUAUUUUCUCAUCCUGUGACGGUUGUGCGGACGGUGGAUCUCCCCUGUGGAUGUGUGACGGUGGCUGCUGGUGCUAACGUUGUCUCUGUUGGGCUCUUGACAAGUUUAACUCAACAGGAAUCAACACAACGGACGAGUUCUUCACUACCGGAGGAGGUGCGUGUGUGUAAAAUGUCUUCCAAGGUGGAGAGUCUUUUUCUCUCCAGUGGGAUGGUGAUAAGUAUGAGUCUUUCCCUUCUUCCUGGUGCGGGGGCGGUGUUGGGAGUUGUGGGGACCAGUAAUGGUUCUCUCUGUGUGUUUAUAUUAGAGAGCCGCGUGGCGGGUGGGGAGUCCCUGCGAUUGUUUAAAGUGUGUGAGUUGGGACUCUCGGAGUAUACGGAUGGAUUAAUUUCUCUUGCGGAUAAUGUGUUGGAUGUGGGAAUUGGCUUUGAUCCUGCUGGUCGACCGGAGUUUAUUACAGCAGCCACUACAACGUGUGUGGUGGUGUUGGAUACACAAUACUUUGAUGAGUCGUUGAAGGCAAACGCCACAGAGGCGGUGAUUCGAGUCUUUCGAAAACAAAAGCCCUAUACACAUCAACAACAAUCAUCACAACAACAUCAAUAUCAACAUCAACAACAGCAGUAUGUUGUGGUACGACCACCCAGUGAAGCCUUUUAUGUAACCUUUGCGGCUGCAGAGGUGGUGCGAGUGUUAGUACCGGAGCGUUAUCAUGCGGCCUUUGCUGUAGAUGUGGCUCUUGUGAUUGUGCUGGAUAAUGGAGAAGUGCGAUAUGUGGAGCGACAUGUUGUUGGUGGAUCUCUACAAUUGUUAUUGCAGCAUCACGAACAACGGCAAUCACGGCGAAGUGCGGUGGGACUCACUAUGAUACAAGAUGAAGAGAUGAUGUCUAACAAUAAAGAAGAUCCACGAACUCUACCGCAUGUAUUAUAUGCCUAUUCUCUAUCUGCAGUUACACAUAAUGUGUGUGUGGCUGUUGUGGGUCCACAUGUGGCUGCACAUGUGAUUAUAAAUGAUGCCGCAUUCUAUUAUGAUAGUUCAACGCAACAGAUGGAACUUGUGUUGAUUGGAGCGGAAAUGCAAUUUACUGAACGGUCUGGUGAGACGUGUGGGACGGCGGGAUGGUGGGCAAUUGCUCACGGUGUGGUCUAUGCACGGGAUACACUACGGCGUUUUCAAGAACAACAACAUAAUAAACAACAACAACAAAAGCAAAAAUCACGUGCACACUCACAAGAAUCUCAUCCAUUGGCAUCUUUUAUAAAAGUUUCAGGUUUUGCUGGACAAAAUUCAGGAACAUUGCCGAGAGAUGGACGUGGGUUAUCGACCUUAUUGGUAACACAAGAUACGAUGUUGUUAUUAUUUGCUAGUGGCAACGAAUUGCAUGUAUGCACAUUGUCUGGAGCCGGCAGUGGCAGUCGUGGAUCUUUACGGCAUGUCUACAGUGCUGGAUCUGUGAUAACGAGUAUGGCCUCUGCAGAGGCACGGGGUGCUGGGAAGUAUGCAUUUGUGAUUGCAUGUGGAUCAUCCAUUACACAUUUAUUAUUGUGA